GGGGGAUGACAGGCAAAUGUUCCCUCGGUUGGAGUCGAAGCAGCUCGCCAUGGUUCUACAUGGAUAGCUCAAUGCAGCUAAAAAUGACACCUAAACGCACGCUAAAUGUCUUAACUCAGGUGGCAUUGGAUUCGUAAAUCUGUCAGCCAUAGGAGGAUUUUGGCGAAACUGGGCUGAAACAAAGGAAUGCAUUGAGCUGCUGAGCGUUUUGUUUGAGCAUCAGAAUGGCACAUUUGUUGCUCUAUAGCUUUCUUUUGUCCUGCGGUGGAGCGCUAAUAUUCAUCGCCCCUGCUUGCGCCAUUUGCCCCGAGCGAUGCGACUGCCAGCACGCGCAGCACAUCCUUUGCACAAACCGCGGUCUGCGCGCGGUGCCCAAAGCGCCUCAAGUGGAGCGCGCGGGAGACGUGCAAAUACUCGGCCUCGCGGGAAACUUCAUUCACAACAUCAGCGCGUUCGACUUCAUGCGCUACGGCAACCUAAUGAGGCUCAAUCUCCAGUUUAACCAAAUAAGGAAUAUACACCCUAAAGCAUUCGAGAAACUGUCCAAGCUGGAGGAACUGUAUCUGGGCAACAACUUGAUUUCGACAAUAAGACCUGGCACUCUGCAGUCGCUGAAAAAACUCACAAUAUUAUAUAGUAAUAACAACGAAAUCAAGGAUAUUAUUUCCGAAUCGUUUAGCAAUUUAAAUAGUCUAGUCAAGCUAAGACUUGAUGGGAAUUCUAUUGAAGUUAUAAACGAGUCUGCCUUCAAAGGUCUGACGAAUUUAAUGUUUCUACACUUAGAAUCGAACCAACUUUGGUACAUUGAACGGAAUGCCUUCUUUAGACUCAAUAAACUGCAGUUUUUAAAUCUAUCAGACAAUAAACAAACAGAACUGCGUGAUAUUUUUAUGUUUUCUCAUCUUAAGUCCCUUGCAACUCUUCUGCUCGCUGGCAACGAAAUAAGGCACGUUGGAAACCAAGUAUUUCAGAACUUGAAAAAGCUCACAAACCUAUCGCUAAGCAGAAACAAAAUAUCAAAGCUGGACAAAAAGGCGCUACAAGGGCUUUCGCGCGUAAAAGAGUUCACGAUUGACAGAAACGAGUUGAUAGAGAUCCCUGCAGGUCUAUUGGACCCUCUCGAGCGUAUUGAACACCUUGACUUCAGUGACAAUCACAUAUCUCGAGUUGACCCUGGUGCUUUCGGUCACCUCUCACAUUUGAAAACCUUGAAACUAAAAAACAACCGUCUCACGAAUCUGUCCGGUGGUAUUUUCGCCACCAACGGCGCUCUGUUUCACGUCGACCUGAAUGGAAAUAACUGGACGUGCGACUGUCGGAUGGAGAAGCUGAAAAGCUGGAUGACGGAAGCUCAUUCUCAGGGAAAGCUGUUGACUGUUUUUGUGCGCUGCCAUCACCCCCCAGUUUUGGCGGGAAAAUAUUUGGACUACGUCAAUAACUCUCAUCUGGGUAAUCUGAGUGGCUAUUGCGAGUCUGCACCUCUAUCUCAAGCAAUGGAGAGCCGUGGAGCAGAACUCAAGGAGGAAAUAGGGAAGAGAGGAGAGAAACAUGAAGAAGAUGGGAUCCAAGGGGAUGAAGGCGAGCAAGGGCAUGUGACACCUCUAGAGAGAAAGAAGAAGAGAAAAAUGGGUAGCACAAGGCCACGUCCCACAACUGGGGAUUCUGAAAAUCUCAGGAAUACAGGGAACAUCUCCGCAUUGGCAAAUAGUACUAAUUAUUUGACAACCAAGACAAUUACCUUGACAAGUCAUAGCAACCAUAACCAAAAUGCUGUUACCCACUUUCCCUUAGCUCUGGACCCACAGGAACAGUUCAACCUGCCCUUACAGGAAAGAGCGAAGCAUCAUGACUCAAGGAUUGUAGUAAUCACAGAUUCUUGUCAGUUCAACCGUUAUUCCAUCUUGAAUGUUAGUGUGGAAGAUGUCACUUCCAAUACAGCCACAGUUCGCUGGAGCACAGCUCCUGACAUUGCACUGAUUCAUGGGAAAGAACUUCUAUUCCGUGUUUUAUUUGACCGGUUUGGGCAUGCUUUCCGUUUCCCACGUUAUGUUUAUACAGAUGGAUCUGACCAGGCAGUGACCCUCCAAGAGCUCCGCCCAGACUCCACCUAUAUCACCUGUGUGGAGAGUGUAGUGGGUGGGGCUUUGUGCCAGGUAGCUCCCAGAGAUCACUGUACUGGAUUUGUUACACUUUUGCCUUCAGUGACAAGUGAGGUCAACCUACAGCUCAUCACAGUUGCAGCUCUGGCUGUCAAUGCGCUGCUCCUCCUUCUGGUGGGCGGAGUCUGGAUGGGGCGUGUGUUGAAGAGGAGGAUCAUAAGUAGGAAGUCAUCUGCACAUGCACAUGUGCGUCAUAUGUACUCUACCAGACACCCGUUUCGUUCAACCAUGGCCACCACUUGUGUCUCCUCUGAAUUCAGUGGUUACCAGAGUGGCAGACAAUUGGCUGAAGAAGGUGACCUCAUCCAGUUCCAUGGUGACCGUUUCUUUGACAACAGCCCUUCAAGAAGAGAUGAUGAUGUCAUAAUGGUUAGAUACUCAGACUAGAUGAGUUGUUUUGUGUGCGUGUGUGUGUGCGUGCGCAAACAAUCUACAAUGUUUGCUAAAUCAUGUUGGCCACCAAUGACACAUCACUAGAUUAUACCAUUAUUGUCAAAAACAUGCACUUUCUUUCUUUCUUUCUUUCUUUCUUUCUUUCUUUCUUUCUUUCUUUCUUUCUUUCUUUCUUGUCUAUGCAUAUGCUGCUGGUUGGCAGAAUUGCCUGGCUUUGAAAUUAAUGUAUUUCUGUCCUUUUAUAGAUUAUAUUACUUAUUUUACUCUAUACAGAUAUACUGAAAUAUUCAGGUGAUGUAUAUUACUUGAAUUACAACAAAAUGCCUUUGUUACAUUUUAUAUGUUUCACUUUUACCAUUGUUUCCCCUUAUUUUGUUCAAUAAAUAAGUAAACUGUAGACAUUGUGCAUACUAAUGAAAGUGUAUUCUAUGUAAGUAAUUCAACAAAACUCCCAUCUUACAGUAAA
Xyrauchen texanus (razorback sucker) is the source of this 3018-nucleotide messenger RNA. Its product is annotated as TLR4 interactor with leucine rich repeats-like. Gene Ontology annotation, molecular function: protein binding. Lineage: Eukaryota; Metazoa; Chordata; Actinopteri; Cypriniformes; Catostomidae. The coding region runs from base 225 to 2546 and encodes 773 amino acids. Gene Ontology annotation, cellular component: extracellular matrix. The record is from RefSeq and is a predicted model, not a curated record. The transcript has a single exon.